GUUGGGUUGCGAAAUCAUGUGCUGAUGAUAUUCAUUUAUUUGUUUUAAUUUCGUGUUUAAAUCUCGUGUUCGUUUAUUUUUUAGUUUUUGUGAAAUUUCAUGAUUUUGUUUUGUCAAAAUUUAAAAUACAUUUAACAGUGUCCUGUGAAGUUUUACUUAAUACUUACUUACUAGUCCGUUAUCGUUGUCCCAAAAUAAAUAUUUUGACAAUGACCUCACAAGUGAACGAGUGGUAUCGAGGGAGGAGCAUCCUUCUGACGGGUGCUUCAGGGCUGAUGGGCAAAGUGUUGAUCGAGAAGCUUCUAUACAGCGUACCUGAUGUCGGCUACGUCUACGCCCUGGUGCGGAGCAAACGCGGGAAAUCACCGGAGGCACGCAUCGAAGAUAUGUGGAAACUCCCGUUAUUUUCUCGAAUAAGGGAAGAGAAGCCACACGUCAUGAAGAAACUGAUCCCUGUCACCGGAGACAUCAUUUACGACAAUCUUGGCAUUGAGAAACAUCACCUGGAGAAAAUAUAUAAUGAGGUGUCAAUAGUAUUCCACUUCGCAGCCAGUCUUCGUCUGGAAGCGCCCUUGAAAGAGGGCUUAGAAAUGAACACCAGGGGCACACUUCGAGUACUAGAGCUGGCUAAAAAUAUUAAAAAAUUGGAUUCUUUUAUACAUCUGUCUACAGCAUUCUGCUAUCCAGAUUUCGAGAGAUUAGCAGAAAAGGUCCACGACCCUCCAACAGACCCUCACGAGGUCCUCCGAGCAGCAGGUUGGCUCUCUGACCGCCAACUGGACCUCCUGUCUCCGUCCAUCUACCAGAAACACCCCAACUCCUACACCUACUCAAAACGAAUGGCCGAGGCGUUGGUCAGGGAGUAUUAUCCUUCGCUACCAGCUGCUGUCAUAAGGCCUAGUAUUGUAACCCCUUCGUACAAGGAGCCAACGCCAGGGUGGGUGGACAAUUUGAACGGCCCUAUAGGGCUGAUGGUGGGCGCUGGGAAGGGCGUAAUACGAUCCAUGCACUGCUACGGUCACUACCACGCUGAGGUCAUUCCUGUCGACAUUGCUAUUAACGCCAUUAUUGUUGCUGCUUACAAGAUUGGAUCUACUACUGAAAGGCCACCUGAAAUACCGGUGUUCAACUUAACGACGGGAGAUGACCGAAACACGACCUGGAAGCAAGUCCUGGACAUUGGGAAGGCCACAGUGAGGAAGUAUCCCUUCGAAGGUCCUCUAUGGUACCCUGACGGCAACAUUCGACACAACAAAUUCAUCCACAGUUUGUGUGUCUUCUUCUACCACAUCGUGCCGGCAUAUCUAAUUGAUUUCUUACUCUUUCUAUUUGGACAAAAGAGAUUCAUGGUUCGAAUCCAAAACAGAAUCUCAGUUGGUCUCGAGGUGCUGCAGUACUUCACAACGCGGGAGUGGUGGUUCGAUACAAACAACUUCAAGACUCUGGCUGCGAUGCUGAACCAUGUGGACACGGAGAUAUUUCCUAUGGACUUGAGCAUUAUCGAAGACGAGCCUUACAUCGAAUGCUGCAUGUUGGGCGGGAAGAUGUACUGCUUGAAGGAGAAACUGGAGAAUCUGCCGAAAGCGAGACUACAGAAUAAUAUUCUGUUCAUCCUGGAUCGCAUGGUGACAAUAUUCUGGUACCUCUUCUUCUUGUAUCUCCUGGCUUCGUACUUUCAACCAGUACGAGAGGUGCUGUCUUACGGAGGGCCUCUCGUCAGAUACUUACCUCUAGUCGGUAAAGCUGUUUUUACUGACUAG
This is a messenger RNA of Plodia interpunctella (Indianmeal moth), 1760 nucleotides long. RefSeq names its product putative fatty acyl-CoA reductase CG5065. Gene Ontology annotation, biological process: long-chain fatty-acyl-CoA metabolic process. Lineage: Eukaryota; Metazoa; Arthropoda; Insecta; Lepidoptera; Pyralidae. Gene Ontology annotation, cellular component: peroxisome. The coding region runs from base 210 to 1760 and encodes 516 amino acids. The record is from RefSeq and is a predicted model, not a curated record. The transcript is spliced from 9 exons. Gene Ontology annotation, molecular function: alcohol-forming very long-chain fatty acyl-CoA reductase (NADP+) activity.